This is a messenger RNA of Erythranthe guttata (spotted monkey flower), 5872 nucleotides long. The record is from RefSeq and is a predicted model, not a curated record. NCBI's taxonomy places the organism in Eukaryota, Viridiplantae, Streptophyta, Magnoliopsida, Lamiales, Phrymaceae.
UCUUCUGUGACUCCUUCAUUUUUUUUUUCUUUCUUUCUAGAAUCAAGAUAUCAUUGUAUUUCUCUGAACCUUGCAUCAAGGGGAUUAUUUUUUAGCCCUUCGUUGGAAAUGAUAAUGUUAUCAAGUAUGUUCUGACAUUCAUCAUUAGAAAUCCUAGAUUCUUGAGAGAGAAUGAUAAUUUAUAAACGCUAUACCAAAUAAAGCUUUUACUUGCCCAAAGUUUCUCCAAGUUGAUAAUUAGAUAUCUUGAUCUUACAUUCUCCUGAUCAAAGUCAAGUUGCUUUCCAAAACAACUUUCAUUAUAGCUAACGAAGUCUUUCUCUUCAAAAAAUAUCCUACCAUCUCUUGUAGGAAGUUGCCUAUUUUAGUCCACUUUUGGAUUUCUGUUGGUACUCGAAUAACUUAAAUAUUUAUGAGAAAAUCAAAUCCUUUGAGUCACUUCUGUUUGAUGUUCAUUAAGUACAUUACCCACCAGUACGUUUGCAUGUACAAGUCACAACAAAGUCCAAAAUAUCUGGUAUCAAAAUGCUCGAGUGGUGAUUAUAGUUCUCAACUUGGCCAGACAUUUAAAACCAAUUCCUUCAUAGAAAGGGGCUUCUGUCAGUCUCAUCAUUUCAUUGUUUCAGAACUUUUGCAACCCACCAAUAGAACUGCUAUAUAUUAUCAUGUAUAUAACCAUUCACGUGCACCACCACCAACUGUACUAUUAUUAUGAAAGAAAACGAGGUGACUUUAAAGUUUUUCUGCAUCAUUUGUUUGUAUGACAUGUAUAUGUUCUUCUGUUAACUAUGUCUAUAAAGCCAUUUAUUUGUUCUUGUGGGCAAACUAGAAAAUAAUGUAAUAUGAGUGAUUAGGAUUAUCAAGCUGCUGUAUUGCCUGAUUCCUUAUUUAGUUUUGCACAAUCGCUUACUGCAGCAAAAUUUUUGCACACUGCUUUAUUAGAAAUUUAGAAGUUACAUUUCUUCCAUUUAUACAGUCUCACUUUCUUGGACUUCCCUUCUUUAGGUGUCUAGAUGACAGAGAAGCUAGUGACAGUGCAAUUGUGCUACAGGAAGGGCGUUUCAGAAGUCCAAUGAUUAUGGAGAACUACUGUUCUGGAAGAGCCCAGUGCAAAUUCUUCUCUCUUAUCUCAGUUAAAAUACUAUGUGAUGAAUUGGUUCUUUUUACAUGAUACAUCAGUUACAAGGUACUAUAAACUUCUAAUUGCGAAUUGUGUGUCUUCUAUGUUUGGAUUUUUCAAAAAAAUAUACUUGGACCAACUGAAGUGCUUAUUUUAGUAACAUGGAGUAUCGUUUCUAUUAGGAAUCUUACUUCAUUAACUUACUGUUUGAUGAUAACAUAUAAGACAAUUCUUUCAUCUGGUUCAAUUAACUUACCAUUCUCAGUUGAGGUGAAAAUUCCACCGUUUUCAUUUUUUUGUAAAUUUUACAAUCUUUUCGAUUGGCUUUUGUACCACAAAGACUGUAACUCUAGGAAGACUCAUCACGGGAUGUCUGGGAACGUUUUCAUUUUCUUCCCACUCUUCCCCAAAAUGAAUUUAUAUUUGUUAAGCUUUUCAAAAACUUUCCCCCUCAUUCUGAAAUACCUUUUUUUUCCAACACCUUUAUACAUGACUUUUUGCUACAGUGUUUUCCAUUUCCUCCAGAAAUAUAAACAAACAUUACUCAUUCUCAAAUUCUUCCCCCAAAACAUAUGUUCCCAAACGAAAUGGAAACGAGCCCCAAAACGCUUCCAAACAUUUAUGUUAAUGUAUAUGAAUAAUUAGAGAGAGACUGUCGCCGUGUAAUCAAAACUAAAAGCCCUUCUAAAUAAAUACAGCUACUUGCUACUUAGUUGUAUGCCAUUAAUGGUCAAAGGGAAAAUCACAUGUUUUCCUUCAAAUGUCCAGGACUAAAAUUAUUACCAUUUUUCUUAUGAUCAAAGGGAUUAUUUGAUGUCUUAGUCAAUAUGAAGGUGCAAGUCAUAACAGCUGGGAAGUGAUUGAUUUAAGUGCAACCCUAAAAAUUCUUAAUGACUGGAAUCAAUCAACUGUAUUCUUUUGAAGACUUAAAAAAUUGUAACAAUUAAUUGUUAUUCUACAUAACACGACACAUUAAUGAUGAUUGCUCGACAUAUAAUAUAAAUGUAUCUGAUAAAGAGAAGAAGUGUAUCAUGCUAAACUUAAUGUUGGAGUGAGUGGAUCGGAGAUUAUCUGAUCCGCUUCUGUUAUUAGAUUGUUAGAUCUCUCAAAAUAGGAAAAUCAUCGAGAUAAUUAAGAAAAUUAUCGGAUAUAAUCAAAGGCAGUCCUACUCCAGUUCUUCUAGUUGUUGAGUGUGACACCCGGCCUUGGAGAAAUGUAUGUGUGAUUCCACUUUUGAUGAUUUUAAAAGGAAUUUAUACCUUAUUCUCAAGUUUGAUGCAUUUGAAUUUAAAAUUAGACAUUUUGUGUUGAUUAGACUUUCUAUUUUGUAGUAAAUUAAUCAUCGUAUGCACUACCUAUGUGUACAGUCUUUCUCAGGCAUUUUAGUUGUGUUGAUAAUUGUGAACCGGAUACUGGGAGUACACUUAAUGUAAUUUGUUCUGAGAAUGCUAAAAACAUUCCAACAUAUAUAUCCUACUACACUUAGCAUCUUAGGUGAAGAGGUUACAUAUGGUAUUGUUUUCCAUUCAAAUAUACUAAUAAAAUAGUGCAAAUGGAUAAACCUUGACGUAGAUUUGAUAAUUAUCCUAUUAAUGUUAGCUUUAAAUAUUUUAAUUACAUUGUCCUAUUAAUAUGCUAUAAAUUUCGUCAUAGCUUUCUACUCUAAUUUUGAAAUAUCGGUUUAUUUUCAGAUCCAAUAAAUCCCUUUUAUCAUUGAUUUGGUAUAGUAUCAUUAAACAUUUUAAGAUCCACUGAGUUCUUAAAGUAUGGAAGGGAACAAUAAAUGUUAUUGUUUUCAUAAGAAAAUGGAUAUUUUGUGAUACCCCAAUGUGGUGAUUGCCGAGUCACACCAUAUCCCUUGGUAAAUUUAUUUUCAUUGAUUUCGGAAUCUAGCUUUUUUUUAAAAAUUCUUUACUGGAUCUGUUAACUUUUUGGGACGAUUUUCUGCACGGUUAAUUUUUUUUCUUUCUUUAGGUAUUUAAAUGAGUCUCCAACUUAGUACAUAACGCCGCCGCCUCUCCAUUUGCUAAUCUCUCUCUCUCUCUAGGGUUUUCACCAGAAGUCGAAAUCGUUCUCUCUUUUCUUGGUGAUUUUAUUAUCUUCUUUAAUCUGGUGGCGCAUCUGAUUGAUUAAUUUUGUUUGGGUUAUCUGUUUUUAUCUCAAAUCAAAGCUAGACUAAUUUGGUUUCUUUUGGUUUGUGUUUAAUUUCUUUGAGAUUUUAGAGGACUAGAAAUCACCAUGCUUAAAUUUCUUUUGGUUUCUGAGAUUUUUUUUUUUUUGUUAAAAAGGUUCAUCCCAAGAACGAGUUUAUGUCUCGUGAUCAAUUGUCGUAUCAGAUCUUUGGUUUGGUAUCUAUGUUAAGUUUGCAAUAGGGUAUGGUAUUGAUGGUUUAACGUAGACGAUUAUCUAUGUUUAAGGAAUUAUCUAUUUGUAGGAUUUGAACAUAAAUUAUGUGUUGGAUUUAUCUGACAGGGCAUGAUACUGACGAUUUAUGUAGGCUAUCUAUAUGUAGGAUUUGAACAAUAAUAUAUAAUUAAUGCCAAACAAAAUAUUGGUUUGAUCAUGGAUGUUUUUUUUUUUCUGAUUCUUUGGAUAAGGAUUUAAGUUAGGUACUCUUAUCCUUUUUCUCGUGGUUACACAUUUCAUGAUUUUGCUAAAACUUCAGUUAGGAAUUUUUUGUUCAACAAAAAAGUUGCUUUUUGCUUAAUUCCAAAUUCUUCUAUAUUUUCAGGGAAAUGUUCUUUCAUUGUUUUGGAGGAGGUGCUGUAAUGCGAACGUAAUCAUUUGCAGGCUGUACCAUUUGAAGGAUUUUCCAGACAUAUAUGUGUUGUUAGAUUGUUCCCCUUCAUUCAUGGAUUCCGCAAUUCAAAAUAGUAAAACGCCAUGCCUUAAGCAUCCAAAGAUUAUUGAACAACAUUCUGAUGACAGGCUCAGUAAUCUGCCUGUAGACCUUAUCUAUCGAAUUCUCUCGUUUCUCGACGCUUCUGCAGUUGUGGGGACCAGCUUGUUGUCAAGAAAGUGGAGACACUUAUGGACUUCAGUACCUGGCUUAAACUUUGAUUUAGAAGGUUUCUGGCAUCAUGUGAAACGUCAAGAUUUGGACUAUGAUGGCUGUUUAUUAAAAUUCUGGGAAUUUGUCAAGUGGACUAUAACUAUCAGUGAGGCACCUCCUCUCCAUAGACUGCAUCUCACGAAUGGUUAUACUGAUACUGAGCAACUUAAGCUGCUGCUUCGUCUUUGUGCUUUGAGAAAUGUCCAAGAACUUGAGCUUGUUGCUGUAGUUACUCUCGAAAUUUGCCCAUUCCCUAGUGCCAUUGCUGAAUCUGUUUUAGCAAUUCCACAAAAUUGCAACUGUUUCUUUGGCAAUCUCAAAAGCCUACAUUUGGUUAGAGUCCAGUUUACUGAUGCUGAUUUCACCAAUAAGUUAUUCAGUGAUUUUGGUGUUCUUGAGGAUUUAUCUCUUGAAUAUUGUUGUUUGUCCGUGAUGAAAGUUCUCAAAUUUUCAUCUGAUAAGCUUCAGAAGUUAACCUUUGUGAACGUGGACCCUCUUGAUAGUUUCUUGAGUCCGUCUAAUUUUGUAUCCAGGCUGAUAGUCAAUACUCCAAACCUUGUAUCCUUCUGCUAUAUUGGGCCAGCGCUACUUUCUUCACGGUUCUCAAAUAUGCCAUCUUUGGACCAUGCUCGUAUUCAUAUCAUAAAUCGAGAUUUUCCAAAAAACAUGGAGUGGGAAUUGCAUGCGAUUGCUACUGGUUUUAGUCAUGUAAAAGGACUAUCAUUAUCUGCAGAUUGUGUCCUGUUCUUCUGCCCGAUAUUUCGUGUGAUUUAUCGUGGCAGUAUUCAUUUUGGCUGUCUACGGGUCUUAAAUCUGGAUAUAGACGGCAAUGCAGACCAUAUGGAGGGGUUAAUCGUCUUGCUCAAGGCUUCACCCAAACUUGAAGUUCUAUACAUUAAAUUUGUUGACUGUUGGUGGAAAAGCGUCUGGGUGUCCACAGAAAUGGACGUGCCGUGUCUGUCACAUCACCUAAGAAGAAUUGUGAUUACCGAUUUCUAUGAUUCAGAAUUUUCAAUGGAAUUUAUCAAGUUUUUCCUCCAAAAUGGGAAAAUGCUGGAGAAAAUCGAAAUCACGCAGCACAAACAGAAGAUGAAUCCGCAGAAAUUGUAUGCAUUGCAAUCAGUUCAGUUAGCCUCGAAAGAAGUUUAUGUAUCGGUCGUAUCACAUUUUCCUUCUGGGAAAAUUGAGCUGCUUCAGUUUGUGUAUCGAAAACGCGGAGCUGUUCUAUGGAAAAGGUUUGCGGAAAAGCUGAAGAAAACAAAUCGAAGCAUGAGAGACGCAGCGCUGAAAUCCGGUGUUUCCUUUCGGGGUAAUAAAAGGAAGAAGUUGUUCCAUGUGUUGAAUCCGUUCCGAGCACCAAAAAAGAUCAAACCUUUUAUAUGAUGGAAAGUGCAUUCGCGGUUUUGUGAACUCGGUUUUUUCUUUCUAUCUGCUUUUGCUUUAUUUCAUUGAAAACGAAGAACUUAUAUCGAGUUGUGAACUCAUUAUCACAAGUUAAGUUUGUGCUGCCUUUUGUAAAAGGCAGACAAAUUAUCUAAAUAAGUGAUGAAUAACUAGACUUGACGAUGCUAUUCGUUUUUGGAUAUUUGCGCCUUUUGGCCCGGUUUUAUGCGAUCUAGAAACUUCAGACUUUGUGACGAAUGAAUGCUUUGAAGGCAUGUUUAUUUUAUUUUUAUUUAUUUAAUUAUUUGUUAUUGUUA